Molecule: messenger RNA, 555 nt
Organism: Dissoconium aciculare CBS 342.82
Lineage: Eukaryota; Fungi; Ascomycota; Dothideomycetes; Mycosphaerellales; Dissoconiaceae
Exons: 1
Coding region: 1-555 (184 amino acids)
Source: RefSeq, a predicted model, not a curated record
AUGUGCGGCCCUACUGAAGCGUCCGGCAUCCAUCUAACCGUACCGAUCACAGAAGGAGACAUCAAGUCCUUCGAUCUCGUCAAGUAUCAUGAAGCUGCAAAGGAGCAUGAGACCAGCGAAGAGAAAGAUGAGUUCUUGACUCAGCUUCUUUCGACCAAAGGGGGACGCGCAUGGGUCGCCGAGAAGGUUACCGCGACCCUCGUCCCUGCAGUGUUCGGCUAUGCAAAGAAGCAAGAACAUGUCAAGGCCACAGUCGCUUGUGCGCUUUUCUGGAUGAAGGUCACUGUCGAAGCGAAUGGCUCUAUGGGAGUUCAAACUGGACAUUCCCAGCUUGGAGGUCUCUUCAGCGCAGGAGGCGGAGUCUACUGGGGCACGCUGUUCUUCGACAACUCCGAUGAUAUCAACAACGCUACAAGCACAAUGGUCGUUGGCCUCGGACCAUCCAUCACUGUGACCUUCUUCCGUCCUAACGGACAUGCGGUCGGCGUGUACCAAGGUGGUGGUGUCAGCACCUGUUCUGGAACUGGUGGCAGCACUUGGUCGCUUGGACCUUGA